Molecule: messenger RNA, 1883 nt
Organism: Nelumbo nucifera (sacred lotus)
Lineage: Eukaryota; Viridiplantae; Streptophyta; Magnoliopsida; Proteales; Nelumbonaceae
Source: RefSeq, a predicted model, not a curated record
CUCCAGACUUCCCAGGAAGUGUACAUAUGAAACUGCCUUUGGAUCUAACAUCAUCAGCAGAUUCAACUCUCAUAAGAUCUUAUCCCACUUGUGGAUCUAACAAGGCUGAUGCAUUUCAGGUGGGUUUCUCCUGGAUGUACAAAACAAACAACAAAAGGACGAAAUGGGCUUAUUUCUACGAUUUUGUUUAUGUAAAUGGCAUUAUUGAAGCUCUCUUCGUUGCGUCAGGUUGGUGGUGCCUUUGUAGAAGAGGAGAUGGAGUGUCAAAGUCGAUGGAGGACGGAUAACGUGCAAUUAGCCUUGUUAACGAUUUUGUUAAGGGACGACAACACAGUGUUGUUUAUGCAACGAUUUUGUUUUCUUCUUCGCACGAAACACGAAAAGGGGGCAGGGGGGCACCUUGCUUUCUUCUCAAAAGCAGUAGCAAUGGUUGGUGCUGCUUUCUUCUCAAAAGCAGUAGCAAUGGUUGGUGCUGCUUUCUUUUUCUCAAGCGGCAACAAUGGUUGAUCUUCUUCCCAGACGGCGAUAAUAGUUUCUUCUUCCAACGGCAGCAAGAUUUCUUCGUAAGCGGCGGCGAUGGUUUCUUCUCCCCACAAUGAGCAAAAUGGUGCCGAGACCUAAUAGGCUAAUGCACAUCUCACCCUGAGAUUGGGAUCCACCGUAAAAGUGAAACCCGCCAUGUAUGAGAUGUGUGCUUGUGGURUUAGAUCAAAUUGGUAGAGGGUUGGGAGGUGUUUUGUUGGCAGGUGAUUCGGACCGGAUGUGGCUCGUCCACUUACACCUCUUCAAUUUGAAGAUGCGGGAUCAAACCCGCAGAACCAGCAAACUCUGUGACAUGGCUUGCCGGCGUGGGAGACUUACGUGCACCGUGCUCUGCCUCUGCAGUCUGCCCCACCCCCAAAUCCAGAACCCAAAAUCUAUGCCCAGUUCGAGCGGCCGAGCCGGGCUAAGGAUGGAUCCGCCGAAGUUGCAACUUGUAACCCCAGCUAACGUGCUUUGAUAUGCUACCUACAAGACGCUGCAAUCACACAUCGGGAACAUCUCCGUACUGGCAUUCAUGGGAGAUGUUCUCGAUAUACGGCCGUAGUAUCUUGUAGGUAGGAGUGGGUAGCAUAUACACUUAUGCAGCAGCCUGAGAAAAUCUGAGUUCAUCGGACCGCGUGAUCUGCCAUACAUCGAUGUAUCUUUUUACAUCUCAGGGUCGAAUUUUGGAGAAGCAGAAACGCCGGCCGGAGAAACGAACCAAGAAGAAAGUCCAAAAUACCCAGAACUGUGACGCUGUUUGGAUAUUAUCUCAUUUGGUUAAAAGAAGCAGAGAUGCCACUGGGGUUGAUAUUAGGGUUAGGAAGGGCAAUGCGAAGAAAACAAACAUCAUCCCUUGAUAUUCUCUCUUCAAAACGGGGUCCACGUGAUUACUACAAGGGGAAAAAUUGCAAGUCAACUGGUUUCCAUACUCGCAAAGGUGGAUAUGUUGUGAUGAAUGAGAAAUUGCCAAACUAUGUGGUCCCUGAUUUGACCAACUUCAAGCUGAAGCCAUAUGUAUCUCAGUGUCCCAGAGAAGUUAAAACUACUGAGGCCGCUGAUACAGCUAAAUAAGAAGGGAGGAAAGACCCACUCUUUUAUUUCAGUGACUGCUCCAGUAUUUUCAAAUUCUAUUUAGAAAUUACAAGGAGAACCUAAAUGUAAUUUGGAAAACAAAACCCAAAGAAACUAGUGAAUCAUGUACUUGCCCCAUUUAUAUUCUUUUGUAUUUGUAUUUGUAUUAGCUGCAACUCAUUUUUGAAUCACGUAGUUCUACAAACUUUUCUUUUGGCUGCAAACUUGAAUCACACCCUUUUUCUCAAAAAACUAAACUGGAGCCAAUUUGGCAUUUUCAGGAGCAA